AUCAAGCCACCUUCAUUCAUUGUCAAAUAGAACUACCAAUUUAUUGAAAUUAUAUUAUCAGGUAAUACAGCAAGCCAAGGCAUUUUUUCUUUAGAAAAAAAAAAUAAUGGCUGAUUUUUCUGUCCACUGGGUUUUUGCAUUUGGGGUGCUAGGAAACAUAAUCUCCUUUUUCGUUUUCCUUUCUCCACUGCCAACAUUUUAUAAGAUGUACAAAAAGAAAUCAACAGAAGGCUAUCAAUCAAUUCCAUAUAUUGUUGCUUUAUUCAGUGCAAUGCUUUGGAUUUACUAUGCAUUUCUCAAGACCAACACUACACUUCUCAUCACUAUUAACACUUUUGGAUGCUUUGUCGAAAUUAUGUAUAUUGGCUUUUACCUUUUCUAUGCAUCAAAGGAAGCCAGGGUCCAAACUGUAAAGUUACUUCUUUUAUUAGUGGUUGGUGGCUUUGGAGCUAUUGUCCUAGUGAGCCAAUUUUUAUUCGAAGGAGCAGUUCGUGUACAAGUGGUUGGGUGUAUUUGCCUUAUUUGUUCCUUGUGUGUUUUUGUAGCACCUUUAUGCAUAGUGAGACAAGUAAUCAAAACAAAAAGUGUGGAAUAUAUGCCAUUUCUCCUCUCUGUUUUCCUCACUUUAAGUGCUGUUAUGUGGUUCUUUUAUGGUAUUCUAUUAGAAGACUUCAACAUUGCGAUUCCAAAUGUAUUGGGGUUCAUAUUUGGUAUUCUUCAAAUGGUGCUCUAUGUGAUGUACUACAACAAGAAAGAGGAAGAGUUUGUAAAGGAGAAGAAUCUUCCAGACCUAAAAAACCAUGUGAUAAUCUUACACAAUGAUAAGAAGUUUCCAGAACUAAGUGAAGAGCAAAUUAUUGAAAUUGUGAAACUUGGUUCACUGAUUUCAUGUACACAAAAGUUUGAUUUGGACUUAUGUCUGCAUGAAAAUAUAGCUGAAGAUCAUAAAAAGCUGCGGAAAACACUCGAAAUAUGAGAGUAUACUAUAUAUAGUAAAUUGUUUGAUAAUUGGGCAUAUCAAUUGAACAUAUAAAUUUAAAUUAUAUACACUGACGUGUACAUGUACACAAACUACUGUAUUUAUGAUGAUGAUUCUUUAAGUACCAAAUGUAAUUAUUUUUCUCCGAUAAUUCAAGCUUUGUAGUUCGAUCA
This is a messenger RNA of Solanum lycopersicum (tomato), 1152 nucleotides long. Its product is annotated as bidirectional sugar transporter SWEET9-like. Gene Ontology annotation, biological process: carbohydrate transport. Gene Ontology annotation, cellular component: membrane. Lineage: Eukaryota; Viridiplantae; Streptophyta; Magnoliopsida; Solanales; Solanaceae. The record is from RefSeq and is a predicted model, not a curated record. Gene Ontology annotation, molecular function: sugar transmembrane transporter activity.